Carassius gibelio (silver crucian carp) is the source of this 2071-nucleotide messenger RNA. RefSeq names its product protein FAM107B. Bases 281 to 871 code for a protein of 196 amino acids. The transcript has 5 exons. NCBI's taxonomy places the organism in Eukaryota, Metazoa, Chordata, Actinopteri, Cypriniformes, Cyprinidae. Gene Ontology annotation, biological process: actin filament bundle assembly; actin filament polymerization; regulation of actin cytoskeleton organization. The record is from RefSeq and is a predicted model, not a curated record. Gene Ontology annotation, cellular component: neuron projection; stress fiber; synapse.
UCAUGCUUACAAGCUGCUCCUUUUUGUCAAGCCAAAGAAUCUCAGAGAGACUUAGUUAUUAUAAUCUAAUCCAACUAGUCACUUUUGCUGGACUACCCGACUGCUGUCAAGGUGCCAGGGAGAGCGAGAGGGCUUUUCCGUCUGCACCUCCUCCCUCCUUCCCUCCUUGGUAGAGCCGAAGUGGACACAGCUCCAGUCGAGGAGAAGAAUUCGGAAUCAGAAGGAAAUCUCUGGAGUCUGGGCCUAGCACACACACAGACAGCGGCCCCAACGUGUCAGCAUGGGGGCGUCCUAUGGCAAGAAACAGAAGACAUACAACAUUAAGCAGCAGAGUGUGAAAAACGGAAAGCACCUGAAUGGAGUGGCCUCAGCUUAUGCAGACAUCCAAUGGGAACAGCCUCAUCAGCCGAAAACCCCGGACAGGGAUCCAUUCGGUUACCCUCAUCGUGAGAUCCCCCCACUGGCCAGUUAUGCUCCUCAGCCUGAUUACAUGACAGAGGACGAUGAUCUCAUCAAGCCUAAAAAGCUGAUUAAUCCAGUGAAAGCCUCUAAAAGCCACCAGGAGCUUCAUCGGGAGCUGCUUAUGAACCAUAAACGAGGUACUGUUGUGGAGAACAAGCCAGAAUUGCAACGUGUGUUGGAGCAAAGGAAGAGAGAGCAGAUGAUUAAACAAAAAAAGCAGGAGGAGGAGGCCAGGAGGAAAAUCUCUCCAUUGGAACAGGAGCUUCUCAAGAGACAACAGAAACUAGAGGAGCUGGAGAAGGAGCAAGCAAGAUUAGAGGACAGCAACUGCAAUGCUCCGGAAUUCAUAAAAGUGAAGGAAAACCUGAGACGGACAUCGUUUACAAGUUCUGGAGAGAAUGAGGUGUAGCGGCGGAAACAAAGACUGGAUCCAUGUGUUUAACAUAGAGAGCUGCUGCAGCUCCUAAACUCCACCCACACGACUCUGCUUCUCUACUUCCUGUCUCACACCAACAAAACACUCACCUCUCUCUGUAGGAGUUUCAGAGGGGUCAGAGAUAAGGACACGACCCAAAGGUCCUCUGCUACACCUUCCCAUUAUAAGAAGGUUGAUGCCUAAGAGGAUUCAGGAGACUGCCAAGAGAAAAAUUGUGUUUCUUCUGCUCUGGGUCAGACUUGAUGGGUUAAAGAUAAACUGUCCAGGAUGCUUAUGAGUUUGUUCGUAUGCAUGGAUGGACAGCUAUGUUCUGGGUUCUGCCACAUUAGAUGAAAAGGUGAAAACAGGGUUAGUUUCAGAGUGAAAAACAGGCUAUUUCUCUCUAAAUGACAGGCAGAACAUAUAUAACAAAAGGCGGCGACUACACAAACAAUAUCAGUAUUAUUAUCAAACCACAAAAUAUUUGUUCAUUGCCUAAUUUUAAACAUUGUCUCUUAUACUUAACAAUCAGCACUUGUCACUUUUAAAUGAAAAAUAUAAGAACUAUGAUUAUUUUCAGCUUUCAUCGCCCUUGAUUUGCAGUAUAACACCUUGCAAGUGUGCACACAAAAAAGAUUUUACUCCUAAGGAAAAAACAAACAAACAACAACCAUUAAGCAAAUGAUUAUGCACUUUUACAAAGCUAACCAUUUAAUCUUGACACGUCAUAGAGUUAAACCAGUAUGAAAACAGGGACGUUUUUGGUUUGUGCUUACUCCAGUGCCUUUGUUAAAAUAAUGCAACAGGAUGGGCUUGCCUGACUUUUACUGCGGUCUGUAUGUUGCAUAGAAUUUUGUUCAUAGUCAUAUAUUCAUUAAAUGUUCCCUAAUAAACAGUUUUACAUUGUUUGGGUUUUCGAAGCACAAAGUAAAACUGAAAUAUGUAAUGCCUUUUUGGCUCCGGAGGCCAUUGGAUAAUACAACAGUCAAUGUGUUACUUUAGUUGAAUGUUAAUUUAAUUCUCAUGUUGUUGCAGUCAAAAUCAUGAAACGAAUAGAACAGUUGGCUACUUACAAUUUAUUUUUUAUUUUUUUAGCUUUAGCUGUGAGCUUUUGAUUGUUUUAAACAGAGAACUUACACAAUAAAGAAAAAGCACACAUGCUCAAUGUGAAUAAAGAUAUGAAUGGUUCUCUCA